AUGUCAGCAGUCGAACUGGCCACCCCAGCCGACGCCCCGCAUCUCACGGAGAUCUUCCUGGCCGCAUUCUCGAACGCCUUCAACCGCAGGUUAUUCCCGCCCACAGCCGAGGUACGAGAAUGGUUUGCAGCGAACGUGCUAAACGGAACGGGCACGGCGCCAGAAAACGAGAUCGUCGUGAAGAUCGCAGACCCGACCACAGGCGAGCUAGCGGGGUUUGCGAAAUGGGUGCGUGUGGCGGGGGCCACUGGCGGGGACAGGAAGGGCCAGAAGCUGUCCUGGCCGGAGAGUAGUGAUCGCGCGCUUUGUGAUUUGUUCUUUGGGACUAUGGAGAAGGACCAUGCGCGGAUUAUGGGGGGGGAGGGAGCAUUAUUGUGA
Molecule: messenger RNA, 378 nt
Organism: Penicillium chermesinum
Lineage: Eukaryota; Fungi; Ascomycota; Eurotiomycetes; Eurotiales; Aspergillaceae
Exons: 1
Coding region: 1-378 (125 amino acids)
Source: RefSeq, a predicted model, not a curated record